Messenger RNA from Prunus armeniaca (apricot), 999 nucleotides. NCBI's taxonomy places the organism in Eukaryota, Viridiplantae, Streptophyta, Magnoliopsida, Rosales, Rosaceae. The record is from the annotation of a GenBank genome assembly.
AUGGAAAUGAAGACCACGACUAUUGCAAGUGUUUUGAUCUCUGUUCUAGUUGUGUGCAGCUUUUCUUGUGCAGCAGAGCUACUACGACGAUUCCAGCACGCACCCAAAGCCGAUGGAUCUCUUAGCUUUUUGGUUCUUGGAGAUUGGGGAAGAAGAGGAGCCUUCAAUCAAUCUCAAGUUGCUCUUCAGAUGGGAAUAAUUGCAGAGAAGUUGGAUAUUGAUUUUGUAAUAUCCACGGGGGAUAAUUUUUACGAUAAUGGAUUGACGGGCAUCGACGAUCCAAAUUUCGAAGACUCAUUUACCAAAAUCUACACAGCACCAAGCCUGCAAAAGCAAUGGUACAAUGUUCUGGGUAAUCAUGAUUAUAGAGGUGAUGUUGAAGCACAACUGAGUCCUGUUCUCAGAGAAUUGGAUGCCAAAUGGCUUUGCUUGAGAUCCUUCAUAGUUGAUACCGAAAUUGCAGAGCUUUUCUUUGUGGAUACAACUCCCUUUGUUGAUAAAUAUUUCACUCAUCCAGAGGACGCUGUCUAUGACUGGAGUGGCAUAUUACCCCGAAAUGAUUACUUAUCAAAUCUCCUCAACGAUUUGGAUUCAGCAUUAAAAGAAUCUACUGCAAAGUGGAAGAUCGUGAUUGGCCACCACACGAUUAGAAGCGCUGGAUAUCAUGGUGAAACAAAGGAGCUUGUAACACAGCUUCUCCCAAUUCUUCUGGAGAACAAUGUUGAUCUUUACAUGAAUGGGCACGACCAUUGCUUAGAACAUAUAAGUAGUCCCGACAGCCCACUUCAGUUUGUAACAAGUGGUGGCGGGUCAAAGGCAUGGAAGGGUGAAGUUAGCCUGUACAAUCCAAGCGAAAUGAAGUUGUAUUACGAUGGGCAGGGUUUCAUGUCAGUGCAAAUCACUGAAAGCCAAGUGGAUAUUGCAUUCUAUGAUAUUUUUGGCAAUGUCUUGCAUAAAUGGGCCACGUCAAACCAGCGUUACCCUACCAUCACCAUGUAA